UUUUGCUUUGGAUUACUCUUUAUUUAUAAUGCUGAGCUUUACGGCAUGAUUAAUCCGAGGAACUGAGAGCGCGCUACAUCUGGAAAUUUCGAUAAGGGAGCGCCAUAUACAUAUACGGCUGUAAACGUUGGGUUGCAGUCAAACGACGACAAACACUUGAAGAGGUUGGCAGUGCAUUCUGAAAAAUACAUAAAGUAGCUAAAAUGAAUGAUGAAGUUAAAAGAGAGCAUGUUCAAAAGUCUGACUCAGAGGAAGAUAAGGGCAAAAAGGAAAUUCGUUCUGCCUUAAAGGCGCUUUUUGAGCCCGAUGUGCAACCAUUUUUGGAUUCGGACUAUGCCGAACAUGUUGAAGGGCUGAACGUACCAUUACAUGAUCAUCAAGAGAAGGGUCUGAGGUGGCUGCGAUGGCGUGAGUCUCAAGCCAUGCGUGGUGGUAUUUUAGGCGAUGACAUGGGCCUGGGCAAAACGAUGCUUAUGAUUGCGUUAAUACUAUUUGAUAAGGAAACAAGAGAGAAUCAGUUGAGAGAAGCAAAGCGAAAAUGUACAUCAGAAACUGGCGGUACUUUGGUAAUUUGUCCACUAAGUGUGAUUUCACAAUGGUUUAUCGAAGCUACUACAAAAGUGGCCAACAACGGUAUUAAAACGCUUAUUUAUCAUGGACCUAAGCGUCGUAAGGGAACUUUAACAGAAUUGCUAGAUUACGAUCUAGUGAUCACUACAUAUGGCAUUGUCGUUUCCGAAUGGAAAGAUUAUGAUGAAAAUCAAAAGAAUAGCUGGCUGUUUAACACUGAGUGGAAACGUCUUAUUCUGGAUGAAGCUCACAAUAUUCGCAACCCAAAAACUUUAAGAUUUAAAGCUGCGUCCAACAUUGAUGCUUGUUAUCGCUGGGCGGUAACUGGUACACCAAUACAAAAUAGCCCCAUGGAUGGGUUCGCACUGUUAAAGUUCCUCAGAGUUCCGCAUUACAUAAAUGUGAAUGUGUGGAAAGAAAUUCUCGAACACAGUUAUGGACCAAAGCUAAUGAAACUAAUAUUCCAAAAGCAUAUGCUACGUCGCACUAAAAAUCAAUUAACGGAUUUGGGCUUGUCUCACCUACCGCCAAUGAAAGUGGAAUUGCAUAAGGUAAAGCUAUCGACGCAGGAAAAACAAAUUAUGCAAAUAAUCGAUGCUAUCUAUCACAAGACACGCUUUGAGCUUUGGAGUAACGAAAAUAUGCCAAAGGACGAAAAUGCAAAGAGUGCAAAGAAAAAGAAACAUAUAAAGGACGACUAUUUUACUGUGUUAACUAACAUGCAACAAGCUAUUUCGAAGCUCGAGGACAAAGCUGAGUUUAUUAAGCUUUACGAAGUAUAUAUAAAAUCCCGAAGCAUAAACGAAAAUGAUAGAUUAAUAAAAAACAAAGAUUUAUUAGUGCUAAUGACUCGCCGUCAACAAUUUUGUUCUCACCCAUAUCUCAUGGUUAUGCCAGAUGAUGCAGAGCAUCCACAGGAUUUAGGCAGAUCGUUGAAAGAAGCAUGCGCUGAACCUGAAAUAUUUGAAUUGGAAGUUCCUUCAGCUAAAUUAGAUAAGGUGUAUUCACUUCUUGAUAGAUUGUUGAAAAAUACAAGCGAUAAAAUUAUAGUUGUUUCUCAGUGGACCAAGUUUUUGUCAAUAGUGAAGCUGUAUUUGGAGCAAAUGCAUCUUGAAAUACUUCAAUAUAAUGGCAAAAUGAAAACUAAUGAACGUGAUCAAACUUUAAAAGAAUUUAAAGACAAUCCCAAUAAGCGCAUUUUACUGUUAUCUAUUAAAGCUGGAGGAGUCGGCCUUAACCUUACCACUGCCAAUCAUAUGCUAUUGUUAGAUCCACACUGGAACCCUCAACUGGAGCACCAAGCCAUAGAUCGUAUACACCGAGAGGGUCAAACAAAAAAUACUCAUAUUUAUCGAUUCACCUGCAGUGAGUCUAUAGAUAACCACAUAAAAGUUGUACAAAACAAUAAAAUGCAAAUUGCGGAUCAAAUUUUAAAUGACGAUGAUGAAUAUCCUUCAUUGGAUAAGCUUAUGGAAUUACUGACCAUAUAAAAUAUGUAUUAAUACUAAGCUUUUUUAUGUACACAUGACAUAAAUAAA
Messenger RNA from Drosophila busckii, 2108 nucleotides. RefSeq names its product transcription termination factor 2-like. The coding region runs from base 204 to 2060 and encodes 618 amino acids. The record is from RefSeq and is a predicted model, not a curated record. The transcript is spliced from 3 exons. NCBI's taxonomy places the organism in Eukaryota, Metazoa, Arthropoda, Insecta, Diptera, Drosophilidae. Gene Ontology annotation, molecular function: ATP binding; ATP-dependent chromatin remodeler activity.